This is a messenger RNA of Parnassius apollo (apollo), 579 nucleotides long. The record is from the annotation of a GenBank genome assembly. Lineage: Eukaryota; Metazoa; Arthropoda; Insecta; Lepidoptera; Papilionidae.
AUGAGGAAGAUAUUCAUUUUAUAUUUUUUCCCAGCAAAUUCAACUCAUAUAACACAACCUCUCGACGUAGCUUUCUUCGGGCUGAUGAAAAUAGCAUGGAGAAAUAUAAUAUUUCAAUUGAAGAAAACGGACGGUCGCAAACAAGCUACAAUUCCUAAAGGAUGUUUUCCAACAUUAUUAUCCAAAUUAAUAGGCACCCUCAUAGAUAACGCCAAAGAGAAUAUUUUGGCCGGUUUUAGAAAAACUGGUAUAAAUGCAUUUGACCCUACACAAGUUUUAAAUAGACUACCUGGAUAUGAAGAUAAUAAGCACCGCACUGAAGCUGUAAAUGAAUCUGGUCUAGAUGUACUGAAAGAAAUGCGUUCCGGAACCACUAACGUUGUUGAACCUAAGAGAAAGAGAAAAAUAGAAGCAGAACCUGGAAAGUGUGCAAGAGUUGAAGAGAAUUACCUUGAAACUGACGCUGAAAACAAAGAACCAAAGAAAAAACGAAAAAAGACUGAGAAACGAGUAAAGGAUAGUAAAAACAUCAAAACGAAUUUAAAAAUGAACCAAGUACAUCUAAAUGAAAAAAAGUAG